AAGCGAAAGACAAGUAACUCACCGGAAGUAUUAUGUCAUAACAUCCGGGUUUAUUUGGAAUAUUGGCGGUCUGGUGGUGAAUUCGCUGUUGUUUCUUCCACUCAUCUUAUUUCUCUAACUUAUCUUUAUAUUUAUGCUUAUGUAUUUUAUCCGGGUUCACAAAAUGGCGUUUACGGUGUUGACUUAGUUUUGUUUAAUCUAAACCCAAAAGAGUGGCGACGAUCGUAAAGCUGUGUCUAAAGUUAGUAGCAAAGUUUAGAGCUAACAGGCUAACUAGUGGUAAAUGUCGCAGUGAUUUCAGUCAGCUGAGCUCGACUGCACUUUUUUGCACUGGAAAUCGCUACUUAUAAAACAUUUUACAAUGGAGAAUACAGUAGCGAUGCAGAAAAUAAAUGGCAAAUAUUUGUGGUUUGCGAUGCUCGGUUUGGGAUUUAAUCCGGAGACUGAAAUAGCCUCUUUAGCCACAAAGACCAGCGCAAAACACAUCAACUUGGGCCCGACGAUGUUUGACAAACCAAAUAAGGAUGCGUUUUAUAUUGUAAUACGUUUUCUAUUGGAAAGGCUUAACCCAGCACGACUUAAUGAAUUAUACAGGCACUGUUGGCCUGUCCUGAACCACAAAGCAGAUGCGGAGUUUAGAAAAGUUACCUGUACUUGGCUAAGAGAAAUAAUGGAUGAGAAGGCCAGUGCAGGCUUCAAGGUCCAAGCAUCCUUGUUUCUCUCUCCUGGAGGCCCCAAAUUUCUGACUUUGAUGCUUCACUUGGCCAAUCAUGUGAUGGUGCAAGAAAUGAAGACUUUCAGCACAGAUGGCACCUGGGUUCCUGAGGCUGCAGCUUUUCCUGCGUCCUCUGUCGAUAUGGCAGUGAAGAGACUGAAACUGAUCCAAGCCAGGUUUUUGAAAACAGCUGUAGAUCAGGAUCGCUUCCUCCAGGAGUACCAGAAAAGAGCCCAAGCCCUGGUUAAGUCUGUGAGGGAGAUUCAGGCUGAAGGUGCAAAGUAUGAUGAGUUGCUUAAGCGAUACAGUGAUGACACUGUGCAAGAUCAAGCUUCUCUUGUUGAAAAGGCCAGAAAGGUGCGUGCCUUGUGGUCAACCAUUGAAGGAAUUGUUUCAUCAACCCAAGAGGAGCAGCAUGCAGUUCAGUGCGUCUUAAAGGGAGAUGUAGAUCAAUACGCACUUGAUGGAACUGAAAAGGCUCUCAAAAUCUCCCCCAGUCUGUUGGAAAGGAUGCAGCACCUUCCUCAAGAGUUGAAUUCUGGGAAUGUCUAUGAAGCUGGGCAGCUGAACCUCCUGAGUGUGCUUGAGCUGACAAACCAUGCCCUACAACUUUUGAAGGAAGAAAAGGCUCGAGUUUCCCAUUGCCCUCAAGCUUUCCUUGUACCAGAGCAACUGCAAGACAAAUGUCAGCAAAUGAGCCGCGUUCUGCAGGACCUCCACCUCAUUAGGCAAAAAAUCUCAAAAGAAGAGCUCCCUGAGGUCAAGGGAGCCAUAAGAGAGUUGGAGCAGGAGUGGGAUAGAAAGUGGAGUGAUGUUCUUCAAACCACACCAUUAACAACUUUUCUGAAUGAAGAUCCUGCUCUUGGCUUUCUGUCACCAAUGGCUCCACUGUCUUUCAAACCUGCCCCAGAAGCAAGUUAUAAAAGUAGCAUAUUCACCCAGUACCCUGCAAAACUUCAUUCAUCUUUGGCAGAGAAACCACUGGAGAAGCAAACAAAAGAACCAGUAACUAAAAGUAAUGUAUGUUUGGACUUUGAAACUAACGUGCCUGUGGUAUCGGCUGAAGCCUCGUCUCGAGCAAAUACUUCUCUAGACUGGCUGUUUGAUGGUGCCUCACCGGUCAACACUGAACCAGUUCCAGUGCCUAAAGUUAUUGUGAAAUCCAGUGCUCCUUUAACCCUCUCCAAGGUUACACCACUAAGAUCCAGGACUGAAAUAAUAGAAUUGGAGUGUGAUAAUCUAGCUGAUCAGUUUGCAGAUGCAAUAGCUACAAGCAGUGCUACUCCAGGGCAUGCCAAAGGUCUGGACUUGGAAGAUCUUCUCAAUACAAUUCAAGGAGAUCCAUUUUCAACCAGAAAACAGCUGCCCCGUACACCUGAGAGCUUGAUCAUGGACGUGAAGAGUUCCUGGCGAAAGGCAGUUGAAGAGGAUAAAGCUGAGAGGCUGCGCUCAACCAAGCUCAGUGACAGCAUAAUGGGUCUACUCACUCCUGUUGGCGAAGCUUCAUAUAGUUUUCAGAGCCCGUUUGCUCCUGCCCCGACUAAACCAAAAGUGAUGCCCCCUGUUGUUGAAGACACGCCCUCUGUAAGCCAGCAGGGGGCCUUGAUGAAAUCCAAUUUGGGAUGGGAAACCUUCACCAGUGAGAUGAUGGACAGUCCUAGUGGUACAGGCAGCAGUGCAGUCCAGUUUAGUCUUGACCAUGAAACUCUGCCUGAAAUGCCAAGUUGUGACAGUUUACUGAGCCUUGAUGAUGUGGACGUGAAGAGCGAGGAGGAAGUGUCACCCCAUUUACAGACGGAACUAAAACGGGAAACUCUGCAGCAAGAAUGCACCGAGAACUUGUUUGGUCAAGCAAUAAACCCAGUAAAGUCAGAUAAAACUGAUAAAACGUUUUCCUUGGAUUUUGACACACUAGGCACCCCAUCCACACCCAAUCAAGAAUACAGCCUCCCUAAACUCAUCACAUUCUCACCAAUAGAUGACAUGAAGUGCUAGUUCACCUUUCUACUAUAUAAAUUAAUUUGCUGUACAUAACUAUAAACCCAACUUGGUGUUUUCACUCUAAAGACACAAUGAAUAUUCUGCAAUUCCAAUUGUACAUAUAACUAACUAACUUGUACAUAUAUUUGGUUGUGUAGAAAGUCUUAAUGUCUGAAUCUUUCUGAACGUUUUAAUAAAGAUAUUAUGUCUUGUUACAAAUAUCUUCUGGUAACUACGAUGUAAUUAAAAAAAAAAAAAGAACACCUGCAUUUGAAAUAUUGUAUUUGCACUAACCAGGCAAUAGGGGGCGCCAUAGACUGACUUACUGUGGAUUGUACUGAUGAGUAUUGUAAAUGCGUAGAGAACAGGAAAUGGAAACAAAUACUGAAUAAAGUUUUUUUAGAUGGCCGAAAUGUUGUUAAUCGUUUAUGUGAAUCACUGUUGCCAUGAUCUUGUGACUUAAUGUAACUAGCCAAUCCACCACUGUUAGACAUUGCAUUGUGUGUAUUGUUAUAUUAUGUAAUUCGUCUUUCAAACUGUCUGCUUUUUGACGGUAGGGUCCAAAUAAACUUGGAUUUGCACUGAAA
Boleophthalmus pectinirostris (great blue-spotted mudskipper) is the source of this 3282-nucleotide messenger RNA. It is a transcript of the gene haus6, whose product is annotated as HAUS augmin-like complex, subunit 6. The transcript has 16 exons. Lineage: Eukaryota; Metazoa; Chordata; Actinopteri; Gobiiformes; Gobiidae. The record is from RefSeq and is a predicted model, not a curated record. Gene Ontology annotation, cellular component: mitotic spindle microtubule; HAUS complex. The coding region runs from base 362 to 2710 and encodes 782 amino acids. Gene Ontology annotation, molecular function: microtubule binding. Gene Ontology annotation, biological process: spindle assembly.